AACAGUGGCUUGCUGUGUAUCUUCCUACGAAACACAGGUAUUUGGAUAUACGAGCCGGCAGUCUGUCUCAUUAACGUUGGAUAAUCAAAGUGUAUAGCUAAGGGACUUAGCGUGUUAAACUGGACAGAAUGGGCGAGGAAAUUAAAGAUAACAUGACCAACACAAACGGUGCUGAUAACGUGGACGUGACUCACACAGAAGAGACAGCAGACCGCGAUGUGACAUACUACACCUUGGAAGAAGUAAAAACUCAUAAUAAGCGCACGGACGCAUGGCUUAUCAUCCACGAUAAAGUCUAUAACAUCACCAGUUUCUUGGCAGAGCAUCCAGGAGGUGAGGAUGUUUUGAUGUCACAGGCAGGUACAGAUGCCACAGUGAGCUUUGAGGAUGUUGGUCACUCUAAAGAUGCCAGAGCGAUGCUCAUCAAGUACUACAUUGGGGAGCUCCAGAUGGAUGGCCGGCAGGACGGCGCAAAGGUACAGUAUUCAAGUAAAUGUUCUGUAAAAAUGUUUUAUAAUAUUUGA
Molecule: messenger RNA, 524 nt
Organism: Oncorhynchus masou masou (cherry salmon)
Lineage: Eukaryota; Metazoa; Chordata; Actinopteri; Salmoniformes; Salmonidae
Product: cytochrome b5-like
Exons: 3
Coding region: 129-524 (131 amino acids)
Cellular component (GO): intracellular membrane-bounded organelle; membrane
Molecular function (GO): heme binding
Source: RefSeq, a predicted model, not a curated record